UAAGUUCGUGUUUUCUAAUCUGUAAAACGUUACCGUAUGUUUUGAAAGUUCGGAUAGUCUUUUCAUGAAAUUUCAGACACCAUGCAUUUUUGGGAAGGAAAUGCUCAAAGACCCCGCCUUUCUGGCGAAUUUCAUCCAAACUCUAGCACAGAACAAGCACCUAAUCAAAGCAAAACAGCUCCAUUCUCAGCUAAUCUCUGCUGGGUAUCCUCUAUGCACUUCUCUCAGCAAUCACCUUGUCAACAUGUACUCCAAAUGCGGGGAAUUAGGUUACGCAGUGAAAAUGUUCGAUAAAAUGACUCAAAGAAACUUGGUGUCUUGGACUGUGAUGAUUACGGGGUUUUCCCAAAAUUAUAUGCUCUCAGAGGCGGUAAAGACCUUCUGCCUCAUGAGAUCUUACGGCGAGAGCCCGACCGAGUUUGCUUUUUCGACUGUUAUUCGAGCUUGUACGUCUCUGGGAUCGGUUGAUUUUGGGAGGCAAAUGCAUGGGCUCUCGUUGAAAUAUGGGUUUGCUUGUGAGUUAUUUGUGGGUAGUAAUUUGGCCAAUAUGUAUUCUAAAUGUGGGAUGAUAGUUGAGGCCUGUAAAGUUUUUGAGGAACUGGAAUUUAAGGAUGAAGUGGCUUGGACAGCCAUGAUUGAUGGGUAUGCAAAGAAUGGUGAGUUCGAGGAGGCAAUAAUGGCUUAUAAGAGAAUGGUUAAUGACGGGGUUGUAAUUGAUCAACAUGUUCUUUCUAGUACCUUGGAUGCUUGUGGAGGGCUCAAGGCUCAAAGUGCAGGAAAAUGUCUUCAUUCACUAGUUGUGAAAUUGGGAUUUGAGUUGGAAAUAUCUGUGGGAAAUGCCCUAACGGAUAUGUACUCGAAGGUGGGAGAUAUGGGAAGCGCUUCAAAUGUGUUUGGGAUUGAUUCAAAAUGUAGAAAUAUUGUGUCUUGCACUUCGUUGAUUGAUGGGUAUGUUGAGUUAGGUCGAAUGAAGGAGGCUUUGGAUGUUUUUGUUGAGUUGCAGAGACACGGGAUCCAACCUAACGAGUUUACUUUUUCGAGUUUGAUCAAGGCUUGUGCUAAUCAGGCUGCACUUGAGCAAGGGUCCCAGCUUCAUGCUCAAGUACUUAAAUUCAGUUGUCACAGAAACCAUUUUAUAUCUUCGGUGCUUGUUGAUAUGUAUGGAAAAUGUGGCUUGCUUGAUGAUUCCAUCCGGGUAUUUGAUGGGAUUGAAGAACCAACAGAAUUUGCAUGGAAUGCGUUGAUAAAUGCUUUUGCUCAGCAUGGUUUAGGGGAAAAGGCAACGGAAAAUUUUGACAGGAUGAAGAAUAGAGGAGUUAAACCAAAUGCAAUAACAUUUAUCUGUCUUUUGCGAGGUUGUAGUCAUGCUGGAUUAGUGAAGGAAGGUUUAAAUUACUUUUAUUCUAUGGAGAAAAUUUAUGGAGUAAUGCCUAGAGAAGAACACUACUCUUGUGUAAUUGAUCUACUAGGCCGAGCUGGAAAACUUAAAGAAGCUGAGGAAUUUAUUAACAAAAUGCCUUUUGAGCCGAAUGCUUUUGGAUGGUGUUCUUUUCUUGGAGCCUGCAGGAGUCAUGGCGAUAAGGAUAGGGGUAAACUUGCAGCAGAAAAAUUGAUGCAGCUAGAACCUGAAAACAGUGGAGCUCAUGUUCUACUUUCAAAUAUUUAUGCAAAGGAACAACAGUGGGAAGAUGUCAGGGCUUUGAGGAAGAUGAUGAGAGAUGGAAAUGUAAAGAAACUGCCUGGUUAUAGCUGGGUUGAUAUUGGGAACAAAACUCACAUAUUUGGAGCUGAAGAUUGGUGUCAUCCUCAAAAGAAAGAAAUCUAUCAGAAACUCGAUAUUCUCCUUGACCAGAUAAAGAAUGCUGGAUAUACUUCUAACACAGAGUCUAUUCCUUUGGAUAUUGAUGAUUAUACAAAGGAGAAAAUGCUCCAUCAUCAUAGUGAGAGAAUUGCUGUUGCAUUUGCACUAAUAAGCAUGCCAAUUGGGAAGCCAAUAAUUGUAAAGAAAAACUUAAGGGUGUGCAUAGACUGCCAUUCUGCUUUGAAAUACAUCUCUAAAGUAUCUCAGAGAACAAUUAUUGUCAGGGAUAAUAGCCGAUUCCACCAUUUUACUGACGGUUCAUGUUCUUGCAGAGAUUUUUGGUAAAGGUUUUCUAGUAUCAAGGUUUAUCAUGAACACUUUCCUCAAAAAAAAAAAAGGUAAAAAAAGGGAAAGGUUUAUCAUGAACAUCAUGAACUUGCAACUACUUUCUAACUAGUUUAGUGUCAUGGAGAGUCAGCAAAAAUCUCGAUCAUAGAAGAUUUCACAUUCUUUGGUUUAAAAUCAAUUUAUUAUUACAAUUUUCGCUUGCCAUUAGCUCAUAAUUUACUUCCAUGCCAUUAAUAAGCUUGUGGCAAGGAUUCAGACCUCGUGGAGUGGAGUAUAUUUCCAUUCAGAUUAUUAGUUAUGUGCAAUAUUGUCGUACUGAAUCUUAAACAAGUAUACUGCAACUUCGUUU
Messenger RNA from Carica papaya (papaya), 2498 nucleotides. The record is from RefSeq and is a predicted model, not a curated record. Lineage: Eukaryota; Viridiplantae; Streptophyta; Magnoliopsida; Brassicales; Caricaceae.